AUGAACGCAGUGAGGACAGGUUGUGAUUUUGUCCGAAUUGUUGGUGGUGGUGGUGGUGGUGGUGGUGGUGGUGGCGGCGACGGCGGCGGCGGCGGCGGUGGUGGUUCUGCAUGCGGUAGUGGCGGUGGCGAUGGUAGUGGUGAUGGUUUGCAGGUGGAUGUGGGUAUUCCCACCGGCAGUGGGACUAGGCUUCUUAGAAGUCGUCGUCACAGUCAGCGUAUGGGUUGUGGCAGUGAUGACACAUGUUGCGGUGGGCAGCGACUUCGGGGCUUGAAAUGA
Spirometra erinaceieuropaei is the source of this 279-nucleotide messenger RNA. NCBI's taxonomy places the organism in Eukaryota, Metazoa, Platyhelminthes, Cestoda, Diphyllobothriidea, Diphyllobothriidae. The record is from the annotation of a GenBank genome assembly.